Xiphophorus hellerii (green swordtail) is the source of this 2766-nucleotide messenger RNA. It is a transcript of the gene tmc2a, whose product is annotated as transmembrane channel-like 2a. Lineage: Eukaryota; Metazoa; Chordata; Actinopteri; Cyprinodontiformes; Poeciliidae. Gene Ontology annotation, biological process: vestibular reflex; detection of mechanical stimulus involved in sensory perception of sound. Bases 106 to 2760 code for a protein of 884 amino acids. Gene Ontology annotation, cellular component: plasma membrane. The transcript is spliced from 19 exons. Gene Ontology annotation, molecular function: mechanosensitive monoatomic ion channel activity. The record is from RefSeq and is a predicted model, not a curated record.
UGCGUGUGGCCGUCGCCAUGGCAACAGAGCUGUUAGACACCUGAGUUGGGCUCUGGCAGGAAGCCGAGGCAGAGCAGACGGAGGGCGACGGAAAGAGAGAAGAUCAUGCCGAGAAGAAGCGCAGCGGCGGAGGACGUCGGAAUCGAGAUUGAUGAAGAUGAGACCGACAGCGAUGACGGCAGCAACCGGAGGAAAGCCAACAGGAGGCCGGCAGGUGGGCGAGGAGGAGGAGGAAGAGGAAGAGGAAGAGGAAGAGGUAAGAAGGCCGACAGCGACGACGAGGAAGACGAUGAAGAUGAGGCUCCAAAGGGACGAGGAAGAGGAGGAAACAGGAGGAAGCCCGGCAAUAAACGAGGCGGCGGUAAGAACGACGAUGAUGAUGACAGCGAAGAUGAUUCUCCCAAGAAGAAGAGAGGAGGAGCAGCAAACCGGAAGAAAGGCGGCAAAGCCCAAGACAGUGAUGAAGACGACAGCGACGACGGGAAAGGAAAGAGAGGAAAGAAAGGAGGGAAGAAAGGAGGGAAGGAGGAGGAGAAGGGAAAGAAAGGCGACGCCAAAGGAAAAGACAAAGGGAAAGACAAAGAUGACGACAAGAAGAAGAAGAAGAAGAAGGGUGACAGUUCGUCGGACUCCAACUCGAACUCAGACGAGGAGGAGGAGUCCAUGUCGGAGGGGGAGAUGGCGCGGCUAAUGGAGGAGGUGGAGGAGAAGAAGAAACUGAUCGCCACCAUCAGGAACAAGCCUUGGCGGAUGAAGCGGCGGCUCGUUCUCUUAAAGGAAGCUCAACAAUUUGUGGAUAAGUUUGAAGGUGCUCUGGGAAAAGGAAAAGGCAGGAAGUGGUAUGCCUACAAAGUGAUGAUGACGAAGAAAUGGAUUAAGUUUCAGAGAGAUUUUGAAAAUUUCAGAACAGCCUGCAUCCCCUGGGAGAGGAAGAUUAAAGAGGUGGAAAGUCACUUCGGAUCAUCAGUCGCUUCUUACUUCAUCUUCCUGCGAUGGAUGUACGGCAUGAAUCUCGUCCUAUUUGGUCUCACCUUUGGACUCGUCGUCAUUCCUGAGGUCCUCAUGGGUCUUCCUUACGGGUCCAUUCCCAGAAAGACGGUACCGAGAGCAGAGCAGGACACUGCUCAGGAUUAUUCAGUUCUCAUGGACUUCAACGGAUACUGUAAAUACUCAGUCCUGUUCUAUGGAUAUUACGACGACAAGAGAACCAUUGGUCCGCUAAAGUUCAGGUUGCCUCUGUCCUACCUCUUGGUGGGAAUCGGGAGCUUCGGAUACAGCCUGAUGCUGGUGAUCCGGACAAUGGCUAAAAAUGCUGACGUCGGCGGAGGAGAUGGAGAAGAAGGCGAGUUCACCUUCGCCUGGAAGAUGUUCACCAGUUGGGACUACCUCAUCGGCAAUGCCGAAACCGCUGACAACAAGUACGCCUCCAUCACCACCAGCUUCAAGGAAUCCAUCGUGGACGAGCAAGAGAACCAGAAGGACGAGAACAUCCACCUGCGGCGGUUUCUCCGGGUUCUGGCCAACUUCCUGAUCACCUGCAGUCUUGGCGGCAGUGGGUACCUCAUCUACUUUGUGGUGAAGAGAUCGCAGGAAUUUGCCUCCAGGGAUGACCUCAGUUGGUAUGAGAAGAAUGAGUUGGAGAUCAUCAUGUCCCUGCUGGGUUUGGUGUGUCCGCCUCUGUUUGAGACCAUCGCCGAACUGGAGGACUACCAUCCUCGAAUCGCCCUGAAGUGGCAGCUGGGACGCAUCUUCGCCCUCUUCCUUGGAAACCUCUACACCUUCCUGUUCGCCCUGUUUGAUGAGGUCAACAGUAAGCUGGACGAGGAACAGUCCAUCAAGAACGCCUCCAUCUGGGCCAUGAAGGAGUACUACGCCAACUACUCGCGUUUGCUCAACGAUUCGGACGCCACUCCGCCUCCGAUGAGCCCGGCAGACGUCAUCAGAGGCCCCUGCUGGGAGACGGCAGUCGGCAUAGAAUUUGUGAAACUGACCGUCUCAGACAUCCAGGUGACCUACCUGACCAUCCUGAUCGGCGACUUCGCCCGCGCCGUCAUCGUUCGUUUCCUCAACUACUGCUGGUGCUGGGACCUGGAAGCUGGUUUUCCGUCUUACGGAGAGUUUGACAUCAGUGGAAAUGUUCUCGGACUGGUCUUCAACCAGGGGAUGAUCUGGAUGGGAGCGUUUUACGCCCCGGGGCUGGUGGGUAUCAACGUGCUCCGCCUCCUCAGCUCCAUGUACUACCAGUGCUGGGCCGUCAUGGCCACCAACGUCCCCCAUGAGAGAGUCUUCAAGGCCUCCAAGUCCAACAACUUCUACAUGGGGCUCCUGCUCCUCAUCCUCUUCCUGAGCCUCCUGCCCGUCGUUUACACCAUCAUGACGCUGCCGCCGUCGUUUGACUGCGGCCCCUUCAGCGGGCGGGCGAAGAUGUUCGAUGUGAUCAUGGAGACGAUCAGGCUGGAUCUGCCGGCCUUCAUGGGGACCCUGUUCAGCUACGCAGCGAACCCCGGACUCAUCAUCCCGGCCGUGCUGCUCAUGGUGCUGGCCAUCUAUUAUCUGAACUCAGUCUCCGAAGCUUACCAAAACUCAAACAUGGAGCUGAAGAAGAAAAUGCAGAUGGCCCGUGAUGAAGAGAAGAACCGGAGAAAUAACAAAGACAGCACCAACCAGGUCAUGAAAGACCUGGAGGACCUGCUGCCCAACCGAUCCCUCAGUCCGCCGCCGGAGCCUGGUCAGUCACACCAGAACCACCGUCACGGCUAACAGAAG